AUGGCGGUAAAAACAUCAAAAAAAAUUUCUAAAGUAAAUAGUGAUUCUAAAAAAAUUAAGGUUAAGAAAGCGAGUAAAAGAAAAUUUGAUGAAGAAUUGAUGGAAGAUAAAUACGAAGAAGUAAGAGAAAAAAUAAAUGAAAAUGAAGGUAAUAAACGUAUUAGAUUUCUAUUACCAUUAAAAACAAAGGAUGGAUCUAUCAAGAAACAAGUUAUUGAAGAAGACAUUGAAGAUGAAGAGGAAGAGGAAAAAUUUAAUGAAAAUGAGAAUAUUGAGGAAAAUGUUGAAAAUGACAGUGAUACUGAAUUUAUAGAAACAUUCCAAAUGAAAAAACAAAAUGUUAAAGUUAAAAAAGAUAUGUCAGAGAUUGAACUUAUGGCUCACAGGCGUAAACUAUUGAAUGAAAGGAAAAUAAAGAUUGGACUGACUGCUAGUACUCUCUUGGAAAAUCCUGAAAUAAAAGUAAAAAAUUUCACGGUUCUAUUGGACUUUAUGGAAGAAAACACGCCGGGUAUUUAUAUUACUGUUAAGAAACUUGCGGCUGUUUCAUUACUGGAGCUGGCUGGAAAAUUGAGACCAAAAAAAGGUGAUCAUAGAAUUGUUCCUGAGCCUGAAUUACAACUUGGAGAAGUUGCCAUCACAUGUAUGUGUGAUCUAUUAGCUACUCAUCCUUACUUCAAUUAUUCUUCAAACAUAGUCAGUUUCUUGAUUCCAUAUUUGAAUAAUAAGUAUCCUAAAGUACGAGAAAUAGUUGCUAAAUGUUUUUCUCAAAUAUUUAAAGAAGAUAAAAAAUUAGAAUUAACGCUUGAGAUUGUGCGUAAAUUGAAUCAGUUGAUAAAAGCAAAAGAAUAUUCAUUACAUACUGAAGCUCUGUCAGUGCUUUUGUCACUCAGGAUUCGUAAUGUCAAUUUGGAUAAAGAACGUGACGAAGAAUUGAAGCAGAAAAAACUACAGAAUCAUAAAUCAAGAAUUUUGGCGUUGAGUAAACGUGAACGUAAGAGAAAUAAAAAGUUACAAGAAGUUGAAAAAGAACUUCUUGAAACUAAAGCUGAAGAAAAUAAAGCUCAAGCAGAAAAAGUUUUAACUGAAAUAAUUAGUAUUGUUUUUACAAUUUAUUUUAAAGUUAUAAAAACUUUUCCUAAUUCAAAAAUUUUAUCUGCUUGUUUAGAAGGAUUGGCUAAAUUUGCUCAUUGUAUAAAUUUAGAUUUUUACCAGGAUUUGGUAAAUGCUAUCAAUAAAUUAUUAGCUAAUGGAAAUUUAGGGCUAAGAGAAAGAUUACACUGUAUUCAGACAGUUUUUACAAUCCUUUCAGGACAUGGUUCAGCGUUAACUAUUGACCCUCACAGAUUUUAUUUACAUCUGUAUAAAAUUUUACCAGAUAUUCAUAUGGCACGUAAUGAAGAAAAUUGUGAAAUUCUCGUCCAUUGUCUUACUCAGGCCUUAAUAAAUCGUCGAAAAAAAGUCACUCAAGCCCGUUUGAAUUCAUUCAUUAAAAGAAUUUUAAUGGUAACUCUACAACUACAACACCACGGAUCUCUUGGUUUACUUGGAGUCGUAAAAAAAUUACUCCAGUUGUGUAAAACCACGGAAAUUUUACUAGACACCGAUAAUUCUGUCGGCGAAGGGCUCUAUCAACCAGAAUUAGAUGAUCCAGAAUAUUGUAAUGCCCAUCGAACAGCUGCGUGGGAGCUGAUUGCUUUGCAGAGGCAUUAUCACAGCAUCGUUCAAAAAAUGGCUAAAAAUUUAGCAUGUAAUGUUCCGACUUCUGGAGAAGGAUCUUUGAUUCCGGAAAUAGGGAAAUUAUCAGCUGAAGAACUAUACUCUCAGUUCAACCCUUCAGAAGUUGCUUUUAACCCUGCUGUUUCUGUUCCAAAGAAAAAUGUCGGUAAAUCUUCUAUUUCUUUCCGUGGACAUUUUAUUGAUACUAAAUUUAAUGAUUAUAUUGAAAAAAAUAAAGACACAACCUCAGAGAUAACAACGAAUUUAGAUUUUUAUGAAGCACUUCAAAUGGAGUAG
Messenger RNA from Cotesia congregata, 2016 nucleotides. NCBI's taxonomy places the organism in Eukaryota, Metazoa, Arthropoda, Insecta, Hymenoptera, Braconidae. The record is from the annotation of a GenBank genome assembly.